CCGGCUGAGCGCUCGGAGUCCCGGCCCGGGCCCCGCGCAGCGCGGGGUCGCGCAGUCAAGGUGGCCGGGGUGGCGCGGGCGUCGGUCCGGAGAGAAUCGCUGCAGGCUUACCUGCGGGAGAGGGCUCGCUGGCUUCUCUGUGGAGUUUGGACUUUGGUGCUUGAAUCGAGCAUUUCCUCGUGGGGUUCCUGCCUCGCUAGGGUGCCGCUGGGUGGAGCGUUCCCGUUUGAAGACCCAUCCGUUCAACUUUCCCACCAACACUGCCUGGCAGAAGCCACCCCCAGAGGGAGGGCAAGUGAGACCUUCCUGGAAAAGGGGAGGAGUGGAACUCAUCAACUCCUUAAGGGAAAUGUGACACCUGCCCGGGGACUGGCCAGCGACCAAGCAUCGAGCAGGUACAGCGGAGGCAGAGGAGCACAGGAACUUGCUGAAGGUCACAUGGCAGGGUUACAGAAGCUCCCUUGUGUCUAUUUCUAUGACUGUGUCCAGCAGAGACAUAUGGCUUCCUGGUUUUCAGAGCCUCUGUGACUGGCCCCUCAACCCCAGGAUAAGGGAGGCACACGGCCACGUCUCUGUUUGGAGUUGGCUUUGGUUGAGCCUUCGCUGUGACCUGCCAAAACUGAUAUAGUUGAGGUUGAUUACUUGACCUGGGCAUGGAAAAGAAACCCUGGUGUUUUUCUAUGGGCAGAGCAGAAUUGCAUGUCAUUUUUUAAGGUCUUUGACUAAUAACUAUUUACCUAAAUGUGUAGAGGCUUAAGAACUGCCACAUGUACAAUUUAUCACUGCACAGUAAAGUAGUUCAUUUAAUAUGUUAACUGCAUUGAAUGUAUUGAACAGAUAAUAUUUUUAUUAGACAUUAUUGUUUAGAGCGAUUUUAGGUUUCCAGCAGCACUAAGCAGAGAGUACAGAGAGUUUCCAUCAGCCCUUGUCCCUCACGUGCGCCAAUCUCCCCUGCUACCAACAUCCUCACCAAAGUGACACUUUGGUCACAAGCGACGAACUACACUGACACAUCGUUGCCUCCCAGCGUCCAUAGUUUACAACAGGUUCAACCUUGCUGUUGUAUAUUCUGUGGCUUGGACAAUGUAUGAUGACACAUAUCCCACAUUAUAGUAUCUUCCAGAGUAGAUACUCUGCCCUAAAGUCUCUUACCUGCUCCACUUAUUCACCCCCUCCCCAGCUCCCGGUACACCACACCUUUUUCUUACUAUCUCCAUGGUUGUACCUUGCCAGAAUGUGACAUAGUUGGAGUUACAUGGGAUGCAGCUUUUGUGGACGAGCUCUUCCACUUAGUAAAAUAUCCAUUUAAGGUUCUUCCUUGUCUUUCCAAGGCUUCACAGCUCCUUUCUUUUUAGUGCUGUGUAAUACUCCCUUGUGUGGAUAUACCACAGUCCUUUUGUUGUUGAUUUUAUUUUGGUCCCAUCUUCUCAUUAAGGACAUCUUGGUUGCUUCCAAAUUUUGGCAAUUAUGAAUAAAGCUGCUAUAAACAUCCGUGUGUAGGUUUUUGUUGUUGACAUAACUUUUCAACAAUUUUGGGUAAAUACCGAGGAACACAGUUACUGGAUCAUUUGGUAAAACUAUAUUUAGUUUCCUGAGAAACUGCCAAACUGUCUUCCAAAGUGGCUGAACCAUUUUGCAUUCCCACCAGCAAUGGAUGAGAGUUCCUAUCCCCCUAUACCUCAUCUGCAUUUGCCAUUGUCAGGCUUUUGGAUUUUCACCAGCCUGAUAGGUGUGUGGUGGUAUCUUGCUGUUGUUUUAAUUUGCAUUCCCUAAUGGCAUUUGCUAUUGAACAUCUCCUUGUACGCUUUUCUUUUUGUCAUCUACGUAUCUUCUUUGAUGAGGCAUCUGCUCAGAUCUUUUGCCCAUUUUCAGUUGGGUUGCAGAAAUUUUUAUUGUUGAGUUUUAAGAGUACUUUGUAUAUUUUAGAUAGUGGUCCUUUAUCAGGUAUAUCUUUUGUCAAUAUUCUGUCUCAGUCUGUGGCUUGUCAUCUGUCCUUUUGAACAUAUAACAAUGCUCUGUUUCUUGUUAUACAUAGAAAGUGUAUUUUAAAAAUUGUCUCUAUUCAAGUUGCUUUUACUCUUAUUGAGAGAAACCUAUUUCCUAGAUGGAGAAAGUUCUCUGAUGCUUUUUUUUUACUGGCUACUAGUGAAGCUUGUAAGUGGACCAUGGGUAUAGUAAAUAGUUUUCCAAUAAACCAGCUUUCCAAUAAACCAAAUUCUGGUGGUUUAUAUAUAGAGCCUGGCUUAUUAGAGAAGACCAAAUAUUAUUAGUAUUCAAACAAAUAUCAGUGAUUGAAGUUCAUACAUUGUUCUACAUUCCACGUUCACUGGCAUUACAUCAUUUGAUGACUGUGAAAUAGUGAUGAUUUACCCAAAUAAAGUGGCAUAAGCAAUUUGGUCAAAAGAAGAAAAAAUUAUCUUAUGUGUCUGGCUUUUUUUUCCACUUGUAUUUUGAAAUAUUUAAAAACACUUACCAGAAUGGGUUCACUUCUAAAUAGCAUAGAGUCAGAGGAACUUUGCAUUUGGAGUCACAUUUGCUUAUACUGAGUUACACAUCAAAAAAUUAACAUGAUCUGCCUCAGCUUCCAUAUGAAGUGCAAAUGUUUCAGUGUGGCUAUUCCUAGAUGCAGACAGGGCCUGGCACCCAGUGUGACUGGGAUGUCAGAGGGCUCCUGUUUGGAUCCACCAUAGCGCCACCCACCGACAAGUACCUGGAGUCCUUUGGAGGGUAAAGUCCAACAUUUGAAUGAAAGGGAAAUUCAAACACUUGGCUGAGUAGUAGAACAGAUACUGGGAAGGCAGUCUGAUUUGCAGUCUGAUUUGCUGUCUAAUUUGCUAAGAUGGACAGCGAGCUGGAUUCAGUGUCUAGGACAUGUGUUGCCUUCAUUAUAUCCACUCUUAAAGAGGAAGAAAUGAUCAGCGUGGCCAAAUAUGCCACAGUGAACUAUAUAUUCAUAUUGACUACAGUAGUCUCUACAAGAUUACUGAAUGUUACUAUGUAUACACAGUAUAACUGGGCUAAUAAUUUGUUUAUUUAAUACUGUUGCAUAGAUGAGUGAUCAUUUAUGUCAGAUACCUGGCACAUAGUAGAGACCCAAUAAAUGUUAAAUAAUAUUUUAAAAACCCCUCAGGCUUUAUGCAGUUAAUGGCUCCAUUGUAGUGCAAGCCAGGUGCACUGUCAAUAUACUUCCGCUUAGACUGCUUUCAUUGCAAAUGAAUACUCUGUCAGCUAGGAUGCUUUCAGUUGCAAAUAGCAAAACCACCAACUCACGCUAGCUUAAAAAAAUACAGUGAAUUUAUCAGUGCAUGUAACUGGAAAGCCCCAUGUAGUAGAUUGACAACUGGUGGUCAACUUAUAAUCCCCAGCUGAACUGA
Messenger RNA from Chinchilla lanigera (long-tailed chinchilla), 3374 nucleotides. RefSeq lists its product as uncharacterized. NCBI's taxonomy places the organism in Eukaryota, Metazoa, Chordata, Mammalia, Rodentia, Chinchillidae. The record is from RefSeq and is a predicted model, not a curated record.